Hemicordylus capensis (graceful crag lizard) is the source of this 1131-nucleotide messenger RNA. RefSeq lists its product as uncharacterized. The record is from RefSeq and is a predicted model, not a curated record. The coding region runs from base 251 to 1003 and encodes 250 amino acids. Gene Ontology annotation, biological process: mitotic sister chromatid segregation; regulation of attachment of spindle microtubules to kinetochore; spindle organization. Gene Ontology annotation, cellular component: centriolar satellite; microtubule plus-end; kinetochore. The transcript has 9 exons. NCBI's taxonomy places the organism in Eukaryota, Metazoa, Chordata, Lepidosauria, Squamata, Cordylidae.
ACAUGCAUGGGACCAGCGCCAGACUUUAAUACUCGUUGAUACAUUCAUCACCACCACACAACAACAAAGCCCUACAAACAACUCCGAUAAUUCCCAUCGCGAAACUCGCGUUUAGCAAGGGCAUUGACUUCGCUUUCAGUUCUGCGCACGCGUUCAUACUUUCGGGGUGGUCUGCGCUUGCGCGAUUGAUUCUUUUCACUGGACUGGCUUCUUCUUUCUGGGGCUGGGCUGCGUAACGACUUCAAAUAUCAUGGAGAGUGAGAAGUCCAGAAUCCCUGUCUACAGUUUUCAACAACCCAAAGUCAUCAAUAUGCAGCAUUCAAAAGAUCAAUGUAUCAACAAAGAGACUUACACUGUCAAAGAGCCUGAUCUUACUUUUGGUGGAAAUGCUUCAGUAUGCGUUGUCUUCAAAGGCACAAAUCAAAGGCUUGUGAAGUCUUCCAAGAAAGCAGCAGCUGCACCACCACCACCAAAGAAAAUGGUCGCAGCAAUGGUGCGAAGCCCAGUGAGCAGAUACAGACGGGAAGCAGAGCUCAGGAACAAGAACAAACUGCUGGAAACCACUAAAUGUGACCUGAACUUAAAGUUGGCAGGAAUGCAGAGUGCUGUACAGGAUCUGAAGGAGCAGAAUGAUGUUCUGGAAAAGGAAAACCAGAAGCUGAAGCAAUUUCAGGAAACCUGCAUGUUGAUCCUAGAAGCCAGGAAUUGUGACCCAGUUACAGGCAACACCAUUUUGGAAGAAGAGGAGGUAGCCAAAAAAACAAGGAGUGAGGUAAUGGUUUUGACAGAGGUGCUGAAUGCUGACCUUGAACUGUUUAACCAGUUGGCUAAAGAGCAAAAAGAGAAUCUUCAGCAGAACACAAAACUUAAAUGGAAGCAAGCGGAGGAUGAUCAGGCCCACUUCCUACAGCAGCUACAGUCUUUUAAUAGCGAAAUAGAAGAGUUAUCUGCGUUAUCUGAGUUAUCUCUCUUGGAUCAAGAAGAUGCCCUCUUGAAUUCAUAAUAACAGGGAUCUUACGCUGCUGCCCUUCCUUAUUGAGCUCAAGUGUAUAAAAUUUAGUGCGACUUGAUUAUUUUGUGAAUGGCCUGGUUAUCUUUUUUCAUUAUCAAAUAAAAAGGGCUUGCUUUGCA